UUGACUUUAUAAUCUAGAUCUAUUUCCAAAUCGAUAGAAACAGAGGAAAACCAGAAGAAAAAAACUGAAGCCAAUCUCGAACACUUUGCCCACACUUCUCUAAAACCAUCUUCUCUGAAGCCAAUCUCUAAAGCCGUCCAAAUCCAAUUUUCCCCAAAUCCAAUCUUCUUUGAAAUCAGAUUCAGUUCCCCACAUCCGAAAACCCAAGCUUCCAACCCCCCAAAUCUAAUAGCGCGAGCAUCCGAUCUUGUGCGAAUCAUUCUCUUUCAUGGUCUCAUUUCGUUGUCUUGAUGACCUUCACUGUCUCCAGCUUGAGCUACCCAGAGUUUUAGGAUUGACGGGCCUUGUCCAAAAUCGAUUCUCAAGCCAAGUCAGACCCGCAUCAACUACCAUGGAAGCCCAGCAAAUUGAGACAUGCGGUUCAUCUUAAGAUAUAAAGCUCUUGCUUGUUGAGAUGGGUGUGGGCUAGGACCAGCAUGGGUGAGCUUCCUUCUUCCCACUUUACUUUGUUCUUGCUUUCUUUCACUAUUUGAUGUUGCUCAGUUGGUGUAAUUCUGAGUUAUGGUCAUUAAAGAUAUCUAUGUUUAUGCUAGAACACAUUUGAUGAUUGCCCAUUCAAGUGUUUUGUGUAGUUUUGAUCAUGAAAGAUAUGUACUUUGAUGCAAGAACACAUUUGAUGAAGGCAUAUAUCCCUUUCAAGUAUUUGUCAGAUUUGGGUUGUUGAAGGCAUAUAUCCCUUCGAAAAUACUGUCUAUAAAAGAAAGGAGGGAAUGUGAUACUAAACAGGGUGCCUCCGUUAACUCUGGAGUUGCUCGGAAAGCUAAGAAUAAUUCAAGAACGAUGAGACAGAUUGCAGUUUGUGUCAAACCCAAGUAAUCUCUUCCUUCUCUCACUCUCUAUUUCUCUCUCAGUUCCUCUACCAAUCUUCACUUAACAUUUCAUUUCUCAGGUAAUUCCAGAUCUCCCCUUCUCCCAAUUUCAUCUUCUUUCUUUCUGCAACAAAUCUUUCCCGUCUUUCUUGUAAUUUUAGUUUCUGGGUUGAUCCCAACACAGAACCCAUCUUGUGUUUCGCGUCUGGUAAUGUAGGAAAGCUAAAGAUCAAAUCUUUAUAUGUUUAAGUUUCCAAGAAACAGAUUAAAGUAAAACCCUUUAGCUAGUAUAGCUCCAUGGAGCUUUUCUGAUUACUCAACUACCCAAUUUCUUUGGUUGGUUGGGUUUAGGUCUUUGUUUCUGUAAUCAAGAUGUUUAAAAGGGGUUGACACUACUUACAUUAUUCAACAUAGAAGAAUAGGCUGAGUUGCAGCCUCAGAAAAUGAGUUUUAUAGGACUUCAACUUGGUAAAGUAGUGUAAGUUUGCAAUGUAUAUUGUUUACUAUGAUUUAUGCUCGAAGAUUUCGUAUGGUUUUGAAUGUCUUCAGGGUAAUUCUGUGGUUGGAAAAAUUUGAGGUGGUUAAAGUUGUGGCAUUUUUGGAAGAUUGAAUUUGAUGGAAGUGGAUGGAGGAAGAGUGGUAGAAGUGUCUACGGGCGAUCUAUCUGUUCCACGACAUACCAGAAAACAUAAAGCUUUCUAUCAGUUUACUCAGCAGAACCUCCCUGCUUGUAAACCUGUUCUCACACCAGCAUGGGUGAUUACUACAUUUUUGUUGAUGGGUGUCAUAUUCAUACCUCUUGGGCUUAUUACUCUUCAUGCCUCUGAUAAUGUUGUUGAAAUUGUGGACCGGUAUGAUAGUGAAUGUGUGCCAGAAGCAUUCAGAAGCAAUAAGGUUGCAUACAUCAAAGAUGAUUCAAUUCCCAAAAACUGUUCUCGAUGCUUAAUCUUCUUGUAAACUUGAAGCUCCAUUCCUUUUGGAACAUUAUUGAGAAAAAUUAAAAUGUAACAUUCCUUUUGGCAUCAUUAAAUUUACUCUUGUUUUGUACGGUUC
Molecule: messenger RNA, 1922 nt
Organism: Argentina anserina (silverweed cinquefoil)
Lineage: Eukaryota; Viridiplantae; Streptophyta; Magnoliopsida; Rosales; Rosaceae
Product: putative ALA-interacting subunit 2
Exons: 5
Coding region: 1485-1826 (113 amino acids)
Cellular component (GO): plasma membrane; Golgi apparatus; endoplasmic reticulum
Source: RefSeq, a predicted model, not a curated record